UUUCUUUCAAUCCUAACAAAACCCAAUUUCCAAGUACAUUGAUUUCCCGCGCUUUGAAACCCUAAUUCCCAAUCUCGAUCAGAGGCUCAAUUUUUCGAUUCCGGUUGCCGUACUGAUGGACUUAGACGUCAACGUUUCGCGGUGGGUCCUCGAGUUCCUCUUCCGUGACCGCGAGAAGGAGAGCGUCGCUAAGCGAGUCCUCGGCGUCUUGCCGCUCUCGAACCACGACUGGCGGUUGAAGAAGACCCUCCUCCUCCGAACAAUCGAGUCCCAAAUCUUGGACGAGGCUUCUGUCACCGAAACCCUCCUCGAAUCCUUGGAGUCCAUCGAGGCUCUGGACCGCGGCCAAGGGCUCCCGAUCACGGACUCAAUGAGAGCGGCCUACUGCGCCGUGGCGACGGAUUGCACGGUCAAGUUUUUGGCUGGCUUCAGAGGGAAGCCGAGUGGAAAGUACAUGGAGGCAGUCGAUCGGAUUUGGAGGGGUAGGGUUAGGAUUUUGGAGGAGUCUGAGGGUUGCGAGCUGGUAUCGGCUGAGUUGAAGGAGACAAGGGAUGAGGUGGAGGCUGGGAUUUGGGAUAUCAAGGUUUCUAAGAAGCUAGCGAGCCUCAACACUAGAAAUGAUGCGCUGGCAUUGGUUGCGGCGUAUGUGGAGGAAGCUUUGGGGAUCCUGGGUCCUCCGUUUAUUGCUUGGGCUGUUAGAUUUAAUAUGCACAAGGGUAGUUUAAGCUCGGAAGCUGAUCAGGUUGCAGUGGACAGUGAUGGUAAUGCGGGUGCGAAUGGGGCUGAUUUGGACGUGCAAAUGGGGAAUGUGGUUGAUUUGGGUGAUGGCUCCAAAUUGGAGGUGAAUGGGGCUAAUGUGCGUGAAUUGGAAGCGCAGAGAGGAGCUAAUGUCAAUUCUGCGUCUGAACAGGAGGCACAAAGGGCGAAUGGGCCUAAUGUCAAUUCGGAGUCUGAAUUAUUAGAGGCACAAAGGGUGAAUGGGGCAAAUGAUGGUAGUGCUAGGUCUGAACAGGAGCCGCAAAGGGCUAAGGGGGCUAAUGUUAGUGAUGCCUGUGAACGGAAUGUGGGUGAUGAGUCUGCAUCACAAAUUGUGACUGUAGCUUAUUUCAAUUCUAGGUCUGAAAUGGAUCACCAUACUAUGAAUGGUGUUCAAUUGCAGAUAGUGGGGGCAGAAAGGUCGCCACCUAAUGGAAACCAUCGUGUCCUCAGCUCUGAACCUGCAACUAAAGAGAAAGAAACUCCAAGGAGCACGGCACUUAGACGCAGGCAUGGACCAGUUAAGAUUAGAGAUGCUGAAGAUGUGGGUAUGGAAGCAUCAGCUCGCAUAUAUAACUCAGUGUCUAGUGCUGAAGUUAGAAAAGUGCAAGAAGAACUCAAGUCCAGUGUUUUGGCUCUACAAGCUGUAGUGACAGACCCACUUCCUUAUGCUUUGCGCAAGUCGGAAAUUGUAAGAUCUGAGUUGGGAAUGAGACCUGUGGAUCAUGUAAGCGGAGAAAAUGGAGGUGCAGCAAAUCCAUCUGUUGCAAAGUGCACUGAGCCUGAUCAGUUUAAUAAUGAUAAUCAUGGAAACCACACCAGUCAUCAGAAUGAUGUUCCCCAACCUAGUGGAAAAGAAAAUGAUGCACCAAAUCUGUCUGUUGACAAGGGAAAGGGCACGGAUUAUGUUCAGACGGGUGAUGUCAAUCCUGGAAAUCCAUCUUGCAGUUUUCAGAAUAAUGUUUCCCGAGCUGGCUUGAUGGAACGUAAUAGUACUGCCCAUACUUAUGAGUGGGAUGACUUGCUAGGUAUGUCAUCUGAACAAACAAAUAGUAAGGGGAGGCUUCACCUACCUAGUCCAAAAAGGAAUGCUGUUUCUCCGCUGAAGAAGUAUGAGGAUAAAAGAUCUUUUAAGAGGAGAAAAGUUAAGAGAUGGAGCUUACAUGAAGAAGAUACGUUAAGGACUGGUGUGCAGAAGUAUGGCAGAGGCAAUUGGAAGUUUAUCUUAGAUACAUACCGAGAUGUAUUUGAAGAGAGAACUAAGGUUGAUCUAAAGGACAAGUGGAGAAAUAUGACGAAGUAGAGGCACCUGUGAAUAGUCUGCUACUCUGUUGAUUUUGUUUGUAUAUAUUGGUAUCCUGUCCGAGCUGUUUGUUAUUGUUAGGAGCAGCCCACUUAAUCACCCUUAAUCCCUUUUGUAUUGGCCAAACAGGCCCAGAUGUUACUUUAUUGGAAGGAUACAAUGGUGGUCCUGUACCAUUGUUGUCUUCUACUUUUUUGAGUUUUGUCUAGAUGGGAUGCCAUCUAAAUCAUGUAACCAAAAUGUCCAGAGUUGGCAAUGAAGAUGAUGUUUAAACUUUGUAGUUC
Molecule: messenger RNA, 2343 nt
Organism: Rosa rugosa (rugosa rose)
Lineage: Eukaryota; Viridiplantae; Streptophyta; Magnoliopsida; Rosales; Rosaceae
Exons: 5
Coding region: 116-2059 (647 amino acids)
Source: RefSeq, a predicted model, not a curated record